This is a messenger RNA of Nicotiana tabacum (common tobacco), 1171 nucleotides long. NCBI's taxonomy places the organism in Eukaryota, Viridiplantae, Streptophyta, Magnoliopsida, Solanales, Solanaceae. The record is from RefSeq and is a predicted model, not a curated record.
UCUAAGAUAUACAACACACUUUCUGGUAGCCACCAAAGAGAGAGAGAGAAGCAAUCAUAAGCAGAAAUCAUGGCCUAAUGUAUCGCUAAUUCAACUUUACGGAUGCUCUAUUAUAAGAUGCAAAGGUAAAUGCUUUAGCAGGCAAAUCUCUAUUAAGCUUCCAUUGACAAGAAUGAUGUGGAAAGUGGAUUUUAAGAAGAAAAUUGGUGCAAAUUCUGGAAAGGAGAAAUUGUUGAAUGAUAUUGAAGCUAUAAAUAAAGCUCUAUAUUUGGAUAAAACCCAUUUAUUGGAUUCAAAAUCGAAGAAUAAAGGAAAUAAUAAAGAUUCAAUAGAGAAGGAGAAUAAGAAAUCUAUUUGGAGUUGGAAGGGCCUAAAAUCUUUGGCUGCUAGAAACAAAAAGUUUAAUUGUUGUUUUUCUGUGCAUCGGAAGAGGAGAGAUGGCGAGUUGACGACUCGUCCAGUUGUGGUUUCUCAAGGGGUAGCUGAGUUUGAGGAACAGUUGACUCAUACUUGUUCUAUAUCUGGUGGCAAAAAUGGCCCCAAUCAAUCAGCAAAGUACGAGGCGAAACAUUUCUUGUUGUAUGCUUCGAUAUAUGGUACUCCCGAGCUUGAUUUGGGGAAGCAUCGGGUUGAUCUUACCAGGUUGCUUCCUCUUUCAUUAGAUGAAUUGGAGGAGAAUAGCUCGGGGAAGUGGAUGACUAGUUUCAGGUUAGCAGGUAAGGCUAAAGGAGCAAUCUUGUAUGUCAGUUUUGAGUAUCACAUAGUUAGGAACACUUUCACGGUUCCCACUAACAGGGUUCUUAUCGAGGGGAAGAACUUGAGGCGCAAUAGUGAAAAUGCAGCAAAACUUUUGGCACAAUGUGAGCAAUGUGAUGAGCUGAGUACGAUAAGACGAACAGGAAGCCUUACUGCUCGAUCUUCUACUUCACAGCGUUCCGCUGAGAAUAUAAAAGAUCUUCAUGAGGUUUUACCAGUUCCGUCAUCUGAAGUGUCCGUAUCUGUAAAUGUGCUGUAUCAGAAACUUGAGGAAGAGAAAGUGGAAGCUUCAGUUGAUUGCAAACCACAGAUUGAUGUUUUCUAUAAUGAUGUUGAGACCAUAAAACAUGACUUAGCCUUGUCAUCAGAGCCCGGGAAGGGNAGAAGGGAAAUGUUGAAAAUGGGGGUGGCAUAA